Molecule: messenger RNA, 2505 nt
Organism: Nelumbo nucifera (sacred lotus)
Lineage: Eukaryota; Viridiplantae; Streptophyta; Magnoliopsida; Proteales; Nelumbonaceae
Product: 4-alpha-glucanotransferase, chloroplastic/amyloplastic-like
Biological process (GO): carbohydrate metabolic process
Molecular function (GO): 4-alpha-glucanotransferase activity
Source: RefSeq, a predicted model, not a curated record
AGUUGUAGAGAGCAUUACUCUCUUCGUUGAAUAGAAAUCAUUCCCCUGGCCCCUCAGCGGGUGAAGUGUAAGCAGCCUGAACCGUCGGCUCGAACCUCGAAGUUUGCACUUUGGGAGUUGAAACCCUCUCUCCUCAAGUGGAGGGGGACAAUGGGUCAGGAUUCAGAUACCCAGACAAGUGCCCAUUUGUCGAUUUCUCUCUGUUUCGCUCGCGUUCUUUGCUCUCUCGAUAUUUUAUCGACGAUGGUGGAUCCAAACGCAUGGCUGCAACUGCUGUCCAAAUUAGCGCCCUGAAAUUCUCAUUCUCUUUUCGCUCCUCGUUUUUUAUUCAGCCAUUCCUUACUCUCUACGUUUUGGUGGUUGGGUUCUAGAGAACUUUUCUAGUUUCCUUUUAAUGGAGAUUUGCAUUUCUAUUUCUAUUCGUCCUUCCUCUGUAUAUUAUUCUUCAAGCCAGCUCUUCCCUCUCAAAUUUUGCAAAUUUUCAUCUCCUUCGUUCACUGCCAGCGCCAUAAGGAACAAUGCUUGCUGUUUCAAUGGUUUGAAGCCCGAAACCAAGAGAAGAGUGUUUGAGCGACGAUUUUCGAGCGAGACUGUUACUGCUGAUCUCGUCAGCGUCGGAGAGGAUUUGCCGGAUGACUAUGGAGAAUGGUUCCCUAAGGCGGAUCCGAAAGAUCGGAGAAGAGCUGGUGUUCUGCUUCAUCCGACAUCAUUGCCAGGACCAUAUGGUAUUGGAGAUUUUGGUGAAGAGGCCUUUCGCUUCUUGGAUUGGCUUCACGAAGCUGGUUGCUCCAUUUGGCAGGUUCUCCCUCUUGUCCCUCCUGGGAGGAAGGCUAAUGAAGAAGGAUCCCCUUACUCUGGCCAGGAUGCAAAUUGUGGUAACACCCUUUUGAUUUCUCUUGAUGAGUUAGUUAAGGAUGGUUUGUUGAUGAAGCAUGAACUUCCAAAACCAAUGAUUGCUGACCGUGUGAAUUUCACAACUGUUGCUAGCAUAAAAGACCCUUUGAUAGCAAAGGCUGCAGAGAGGGUCCUUUUGAGUGAAGGGGAGCUGAAAAGUCAGUUUGAACAAUUUCGUAGAGACCCUCAAAUAUUAGGAUGGCUAGAAGAUGCAGCUUAUUUUGCAGCUAUUGACAAUGCUCUAAAUACUUUCACUUGGAAUGAGUGGCCUGCACCUUUAAAAAACCGCCAUCUUGUGGCCUUGGAGGAAAUAAACCAAAGCCAAAAGGACUUUAUAGACAUAUUUAUUGCACAACAGUUCUUAUUUCAAAGGCAAUGGCAGAAAGUUCGCAACUAUGCACAUAUGAAAGGAAUCAACAUAAUGGGAGAUAUGCCCAUAUAUGUAGGGUAUCACAGUGCAGAUGUCUGGGCAAAUAGGAAACAAUUUCUUUUGAGCAGGAGUGGUUUUCCUUCCCUAGUCAGUGGUGUUCCCCCAGAUGCCUUCAGCGAAACUGGCCAGCUUUGGGGCAGUCCUCUAUAUGAUUGGGAAGCAAUGGAAGAUGAUGGAUUUGCUUGGUGGAUACAGAGAAUAAAGCGUGCAUAUAAUCUGUAUGAUGAGUUCAGGAUAGACCAUUUUCGAGGAUUUGCUGGCUUUUGGGCUGUUCCUUCGGAAGCAAAGAUUGCAAUGGUUGGCCAAUGGAAGGCUGGACCAAGGAAGGCAUUAUUUGAUGCCAUAUUCAAAGCUGUUGGAAAGAUCAACAUAAUAGCAGAAGACUUGGGAGUAAUCACGGAGGAUGUAGUUCAGCUAAGGAAAGCAAUUGGAGCACCUGGAAUGGCUGUUCUCCAGUUUGCAUUUGGAAGUGACUCAGAUAAUCCUCAUCUGCCUCAUAAUCAUGAGCCUAAUCAAGUAGUGUAUACUGGAACUCAUGAUAACGAUACGGUUCGAGGUUGGUGGGAAAACUUGAAGCAGGAAGAGAAGUCCAAUGUCAUGAAAUACCUUUCAAUUAGUGAAGAAGAUAUUUCAUGGACUUUGAUUCAAGCUGUAAUGUCUUCAGUGGCCCGUAUUGCCAUCAUACCCAUGCAAGAUAUUCUUGGUUUGGGAAAUUCUGCUAGGAUGAACAUUCCAGCAACACAGAUUUGGAAGGGAAAAGUGGGAUGAAGAAGGAUUUGCUAAUCCACCACUUUCAAUAUUUUGCCACUUGGUUCCAAAAAAGAGCCUGGUGGAAACGGGAAAGUGUUGGCUAGUGGGGCUGUAAUUGGUUGGAUUUGGAUCAGAUCCAGCAACAUCCAAAUAUGAUUGGAUCUAGGGAUCUCAGAUUGGAUUUGGAGCCUAUUGAAUUUGGAUUGGAUCCAGAUUAUUUAAUCCAAGUUUGCUUUAUAUUUUUAAAACCAAAAAUUAAAAAAUUAUUUAAAAAAUGUUAACCACUUUUUAACUUAUGCUGCUAGAAAGACAUGAUGCUGGACCAAAGAAAAAGAAAGACGUGAUACUGGAAUGGCUUUGACCAAUGAAUACCCCCUGGCGUGAAUUUUGAUAAAUACUACCUGAUUGGUUACCACUUUUAUGAUAUCGUU